This is a messenger RNA of Symbiodinium sp. CCMP2592, 3879 nucleotides long. The record is from the annotation of a GenBank genome assembly. Lineage: Eukaryota; Dinophyceae; Suessiales; Symbiodiniaceae.
AUGGGCAAGAAUGCGAAGUUUGUCAAACCUGAUAGGAUGUCUUUGCCUGAUAAAGGCGGUGUGCUCGCACCUGAAGACCAUUUAAAGGGAAAGCAUCGUGAUCUCUUCCUGCGGAUGGCCGAACAUGUGCCUGCAGUGGGCGAACCGAUUGUGGGCGUGAGAGCUUGUCACCGAGUAGCCAAGGCACAUGUUAGGGAAGUGUAUGACAGGCUUCUUGCAUCUGGAGUUGCGAAGCUCAUUCCCGCAAGUGAAGGGCUGUACGAUAGCCGCGGUGUGAUCAAUGACAGACGCCCGUUCAAUCGUCUCGAACGGAGAUUGGUUUGGGCCAAACUGCCGCAUGGCGCUUUGCUAACACAGGUCAUCUUAGAGGAUCACAUGUCCAUUCGUGCUAGUGGAGAUGAUUUGCAAAAUUUCUUUUACCUUUUGCGCCAUGUACCAGAAUGGCUUCCUAGAAACGUUGUCGGGGAGCCUGUGCCAGGGCAUUGGUUUAAAGAAUGGGGGUGUGACCCAGAUGGUAGCUAUGUCCUAGCUUUCACGGCCCUGUGCAUGGGGGACCUGAACGCAGUAGAUGUCGCUCAGCAGACGCACCUUGAGAUUUUGCGUGACUACGGCGUCAUGGCACAAGAGCACGUGCUGGAGUUCGACGCUCGGCUCCCUGCUUCGCCAACUUUAGAGGGUCUCUACAUUGAUGACCACAUCACUCUGCAGAUGUUCCCAAAAAAGAAAGCAGGCAGAAGUCGCAGAGAGCCGAUGUGGUCGAAAGACAGGGAAAUCGUCCGUAAAUCCCGCCGUGCCUACGAGGAGUUGUCUCUGCCCGUAAGCUUCAAGAAGAGGUUCACCGAACUCACCAGCUUCACUGCUUGGGGUACUCGUGUUGAUAGUCAAUCGGGUUAUGUAGGGACGCCUCCCGAAAAGUUACAUGUUCUGGCACAGCUAGUGUUGCAACUGUUGACCCUCGGCAUUGCCACCAAGAAGUGUUUGCAGCAAGUCGUUGGGUUGUUUGUACAUCCUUUCAUGCAUAGGCGAGCGUGCAUGGCCGUCUUCGGUGGCAUUUAUGGGUUCAUAGAUAGUCUCCCCGAGCACAGUAUGGCUAAGAUCCCAAGGGAAGCCGCUGAGGAACUCCUCGUUGCAGUGGCAGUCCUGCCUCUCGCAUAUGCGUGUGCGCGUUGGCCGCUCAGCCAGAGGCUUGCCGCAACCGAUGCCAGUGCAGAUGGAGGAGGAAGGUGUUCUGCCGUGGUACCGUACUGGGUAUCCCACCUAAUGUAUUUGUGUGCCGAGCAUAAGGGUGAGUAUACUCGGUUAAAUUGGUCAUCAGGUGAGUUGGCUCCUCCGUCAGCAAUGUGCAGACCGGACUUGCUCUUAGAACGCUUUGCCAAACUCCAGCAUUGGUUUGUUUCUGAUAAGGUGCGUUUUCGACGUAAACGGCACAUCAACUUGUUGGAGUUGAGCAUGAUCCGGCAUGAGCUCGCCGAAGCCGCAUCUCGCACAGCUCAGGGUUUGCGCAUGGUCAACCUGUGUGAUUCACGUGUUGCUUUAGGAGCCUUCGCAAAGGGUCGCUCUAGCAGCAAAGCCUUAAACCAGAUCUUGAGAUCAUGUUUGGUAUGGUCCCUUGCUGGGUCAAAGCUCCUUGUCAACCUUUGGAUACACACUGGCAGUAACCCCGCUGAUUACCCUUCACGUAACAAGCCCAUCCCAGAACCUUUGUGCCCUGAAGACGACGAGCUAAGCGCGCUAGGGUCCGAGUGGCAGGCGAUGCAAGGCAUUCGUAGUCAUGCUGGGUGCUGGGCUGCCGAUCCUGCGAUUCGCGUUGCGGGCGAGCCAAGGUCAGGCUUAGGGAAGGGUUUCGUGUAUAGGGAGGUUUUCGGUUUAGUGGAUGAUUUGUGCCGCGAAUUUAAAGGUGUAGGAGUGUUGGUCUCAAGCCCGUCCCUGCAUGAAACAGGAUCCGCUUUUGCUGGAGCGGUUUUCUCACGGUUGCUUGAGGAUGCCAGACGGCGAAAGCAGCUAUGGCAUUUUCGUUUGCCUGUGCCGCUGUGCGACGAGCUGCUGAGACAGGUGCUCGUGCUGUGUGAAAGGCUGCACGAAAACGGAAGCUUUUACACUUUCGAGCUCCCUGCACGUAGCGCGUCAUGGGCCCAACCCAACGUUGUCGAAGUUUUAGCUCGCACCCAGGCUGCAUGUGUCAAAGUCAAGCGCGCUGACCGCGUGGCAUGGACCUUCAAGUUCUCCAAGUAUUCAUGGGCAUACAGGCGUAGGCUCCUGCAGGGCGCCCUUUGCUUGCAAACCUAUCUACAGGAACAAGGUCUGCCGCCGUUGGCAAAGCUUGUGCGCCGCGCGGCAGUGAGCGACAAUGUGCUGCGUGAGUUUGUGAUAGACAGCCAUGUGACUUCGGCACCCUCUUCGAAGCGAGCCCUCAUGCUCUGCAAGCAUGCUGUGUUGUUCUGCCAGAUUAGUUGGCCUCGGCUUAAGCGAAACCUUCCAGAGACUUGGGCCUACCUCAACACAUGGGAGGAAGGUGUCCCAGCUCAGAUGCGCACUCCGCUGCCACUUCCAGUGCUGUUGGCCAUGUGCAUAUUGGCCCGCACCCUUGCUUGUCAGGUUUCAGGCAGUUCCGCCCAGCUGUGGCUCUGUCAUGCAGCGUUGCUUGAAGUAGCAUUUUUCAGCAUGCUCCGACCAGGGGAGCUGUUCAAGCUCCGUGUGGGUGACGUGGCCACCGUCAGCAGCUGGAACCUGGGUAUGCCCCAUUGCACGCUCAGGCUGCAUCGCCCCAAAAAUAGGCGCCAUAUGGGCUUCGAGCAGUUUGUCACACUUACCCACCCUAGUGCCUGUAACUGGUUGGCAGUCGUGACCCACGGCAGACGCAGUACUGAGCGGCUUUGGCCCUCAACUGCAGCUGAGUUUCGCGAGCGUUUCGCCUACCUGUUGCGAAAGCUGAAGCUGCAGGACGUUCGCUUGUCGCCUGCCAGUCUGCGCGCUGGGGGAGCCUCCUUCAAGUUCCAAAGCGGGGUCCCGAUUUCUAGUAUCAGGUUCCUAGGAAGAUGGGCUAGCGAGGCUGCGCUAAAGCAUUACAUACAAGGCGCCACUGCGCAACAGUUGCUUCUACGCAUGCCGCUGCCGGCCAUCACGAGGCUCAAGCGCUUGCUCCACCGCGGUUUCGAAGCUCUCAGUGUCCCACGAGCUCUCAGCAUAGGCUUGCCGCCCCAGCACUUGCUCAAGGUCAGCUUGUCCGUGCCUACUUCUGGCGAGGACGUGGUCGCAGCCUGCUACGCCUAUGGAGCCAUUGUCAAGGAUGGUCCGCUGAAGGGCGCUAGAUACCUGGAUGUGCCUGAGCAGCGCCUUGCCAAGGUGGCAAAGUCUUACAAGCACGAUGACCGUUUUCGUCAGUUUGCACGCAUGGCUACAGAAGCUCAGGCCGGCGACAAGGCUUCCUCAAACUCCGAAGGGGAAGUGCCUCCAGUUGCAAGGGUAGCGCGACGCCCAGCGGUUGGCUGGCGCUCGCGGUGCCACAGAGGUUUGCCGUGGUUAAGGUCGCUGCGGCAAGCCUUGCGCUGGUGCCUCGUGGUCUCCUUUCUAGUUCUGCUGUGCCGGCCAUUUGCUCUACGCUUUGCUGCUAAACUCAUUGGCGGGGUUUUGCGCCUAAUCGUGCGGAGGCUCCUCAGUCUCAUUGUGCUGGUCCUUGACCAAGUCUUUGAAGAGCUCAUCCUGCAGCUGGCCGUUGUGGUGGAGCCUGCCUCGCCUUUCCUCGCAGAUGGCCAGUGUCCGUCGAGCCCCACGCUAGGCGUGCUGCACCAGCUAGUCCUGUCUUCGGGCGGCGCCUUGGCAGGCGCUUUGAUUCAUUAUGUCUCUCAAAAGCUGCGCACCCGGCCGGUUUUGCGCCUUUAG